This is a messenger RNA of Geosmithia morbida, 336 nucleotides long. Its product is annotated as RING-box protein 1. Gene Ontology annotation, cellular component: nucleus; cullin-RING ubiquitin ligase complex. Gene Ontology annotation, biological process: protein ubiquitination; ubiquitin-dependent protein catabolic process. Gene Ontology annotation, molecular function: cullin family protein binding; zinc ion binding; ubiquitin protein ligase activity. The coding region runs from base 1 to 336 and encodes 111 amino acids. NCBI's taxonomy places the organism in Eukaryota, Fungi, Ascomycota, Sordariomycetes, Hypocreales, Bionectriaceae. The record is from RefSeq and is a predicted model, not a curated record. The transcript is spliced from 4 exons.
AUGGCUGACGUUGAGAUGAGCGACGCUCCCUCGGGCGCCAAGAAGUCGGACGCCGUCGAGGCGAGGAAGAAGUUUGAAGUAAAGAAGUGGAAUGCCGUUGCCCUCUGGGCUUGGGACAUUGUCGUCGACAACUGCGCCAUCUGCCGUAACCACAUCAUGGACCUGUGCAUCGAGUGCCAGGCGAACCAGGCCUCAGCCACCAGUGAAGAAUGCACAGUGGCGUGGGGCAUUUGCAACCACGCCUUUCACUUCCACUGCAUUUCUCGUUGGCUCAAGGCCCGAUCCGUCUGCCCGCUCGACAACCGCGACUGGGAGUUCCAAAAGUACGGCCGAUAA